AUGCAGGCAUUCAAUUUUUUAACAGAUGCACUGACUCAUGAUAGUCCUGAAGUACGGGCUGCAGCUUGCAUUUGCUUGAAAAACGUUUCUCGCUCUGUCAAGAAUUUGAGUGCAGGUCGUUUUAUGAAUGAAGCUGUCAUCAUUCCCUUGGUUCAGCUUUUACAUGACACGUGUACUUCUGUCCAGUUUACUCUGUCUAUGUUUGGCUCAUUGUUUGUAGGUGUUUAUAAACAUAAGUCGACAUUCAUUCAUUGUGGAGGUGUGAAACAGCUUGUUCGGCUAUCAAAGUCGAUGGAUUCAACCAUCAGGGUCAAUGCCGUGUGGGCUUUAAAGAACCUGAUGUUCCUUGUAAACAGCAAGUGUAAAGAAGAAAUUCUCCCAGAACUAUUGCCAUCUACGUUAAUAAGGCUUAUCUGUGACCCUGAAUCAUCUGUCCAAGAGCAAGCUUUGGCUCUUGUUCGCAAUCUCGUUGAUCGUGACUCUGUUGAGUAUGUCUUUUCUGAGGAGGGCCUUCUGCUGAAUGCUAUUGGAAGACAAAUGCUGAGCUCUUCAAAUGUUGAAGUUCUGAUUCAAGGAAUGUACGUCCUCAGCAAUGUGGCUUCUGGGAAUGAAUUCCACAAGGAAGCGGUCAUGAACCAACUUUUUCUACAGGCAGGCAGUGAUGCGCAAACAAUUUUGAUCAAGUUUCUGCAGAGUACUGACAGCCGAUUACGAACAGCUUCUGUAUCGGUUCUUGUAAAUCUCACUUUGACAAGCAGUCCAGGUGCAAAUAGUCGGGUUAUAAAACUGCAGAAAUGUGGCAUAGUUUCUCAACUAAAGAAUAUGAUCAAUGAUCCUUGCCUGGACGUGAAGCUUCAUGCAAGAACAGCUCUUGGACAAUCAAUGAUGUCCGGUGAUAGUUCAAUGGGAUGA
Molecule: messenger RNA, 912 nt
Organism: Fraxinus pennsylvanica
Lineage: Eukaryota; Viridiplantae; Streptophyta; Magnoliopsida; Lamiales; Oleaceae
Source: the annotation of a GenBank genome assembly